Molecule: messenger RNA, 1097 nt
Organism: Aureobasidium pullulans EXF-150
Lineage: Eukaryota; Fungi; Ascomycota; Dothideomycetes; Dothideales; Saccotheciaceae
Exons: 2
Coding region: 13-972 (319 amino acids)
Source: RefSeq, a predicted model, not a curated record
AACAACGACACCAUGGACUACGCACGCAUGUCAGAUCGAAGGCUGUUGGAGGUCAUCGUCGAGACGCCAGGCCCUGAUGAUUCUGGCCAGUCAGACAGCAACGACGACCCCCUGUCGUGCAGCGACUCAGACAACGAGAACGACACCGGUUCUUCUCCUCCAAAAGAAGGCCCAGGCUGGUUUACGAGAAAGCUCGACUAUCAGCUUUACCAACGCGGCUUCUUGAGUAUCUUGAGGAAUGCUGCAAGGGCCGUCCUUGUCGACAUGAUGCGAAACUACGCUCGCAACUGUCACAUUGCAUACAAGCGCUAUGCCGGCAUCUACUUCAAGGCAGGGAGACACUUCAUGCUCUCUUACACGAAUAAGAACACGCUCUGGCACGCUCAGCAGGCCGUCGUCCUGUACGAAGAUGUCUUUCUCCACGGCAAUAGCGGCCGUAGAGUAAACUCUGUUGUGCCCACCAACGGUCAGAGGACCACUCGCCAUAGACUCCUGGCCCUGGCUCUCAGAAGAUCAAUUGAGAUGCAUCAGAUCGUUCUCGACACCGUCGGUCGUAUGCUUGAGCGCCUUGAGUCCCGUCAAGACUUGCACACCCCCAGGUUCGCCGCUCUUAGCCUCCAGCGCGAGGAGUACUCUCAAGUCAUCGCCACGCUCGUGAUCAGAUACGAAGGUCACAUGGAAGCCGGCCCUCAGGUCACCGACGACGACCCGAAUCCUGAGUCUCAGAAGGCAUCCGAAGACGACAUCUUUAAAGAAGACAGGCUGCCGGAGUAUAAGCAGGAAGUGAUGGAAAGAGAGAAGGAGUACGAGCGUCUGUGGAAGCUCGCAGUCGAGGAGGCAGAGAGGCUAGUUGGCCCUGAUGGACUGCCAGCUCUUGAGGGCCCUCCUGGCAACAUGGAUCCCGAAGAGGUCAUGGCCAGCUUCUGCAAGACCGUCAUUGCGGGAUACCCUGAGGAUAUCGCUAACUGCUGAUCAUUGAUUGGCCUCGAGAGCACACUCGGUGGUACCCCUUAGUGUAGAAAUACGAUAUGUUUCAGUGUGUCCUAUCAAGUUGUCCAUCAAAAUGCACAUUGUUUUCCACUGUCAAAGGAAAGUCC